AUGAAGUUCUUCGCAACCGUCGGGGUUGUCCUAGCGGCCCUGGCCUCCGACGCAUUGGCCUCCGACGCCAACCCAGCGAACGGGCCAAUCUACUACGGGCGACCAAACAAUGGGGGGUAUCCGUACCCCACGCCUACACCUCAAGCGACGGCACCCAGUGAAAACACGACUACGAUGCCCGCGCCUCCCAGUGGGCCGAUCUACUAUGGCCGUCCUAACAACGGUGGAUAUCCUUACCCCACGCCCACACCUCAAGCGACGACACCCACCCCUGCAGGUGGGCCGAUCUACUACGGGCGGCUCAACAACGGUGGAUAUCCUGACGAGAAGCAGGCCUAA
Messenger RNA from Phytophthora sojae, 339 nucleotides. RefSeq lists its product as hypothetical. The record is from RefSeq and is a predicted model, not a curated record. NCBI's taxonomy places the organism in Eukaryota, Oomycota, Peronosporomycetes, Peronosporales, Peronosporaceae. Bases 1 to 339 code for a protein of 112 amino acids. The transcript has a single exon.